UCUCGCUCAUCUUUACUAGUCACAUUCUGCAACGGUUCAUAUACCACUUAAAAAUCUUAAAACAAUGUCUUUUUCUGAGGACCAGUUUGGACGAAAAUUGGAUCGUUGUGUAACAGACUCAAUAAUAAAAGGAUGUGGAGGACUCGUCAUUGGAUCCGUGGCUUCAUUGCUUUUCUUUAAAAGACGUGUGUGGCCGGCUUGGCUUGGACUUGGUUUUGGCGUAGGAGUAGCAUAUAGAACAUGUGAAAAAGACUUAAAUUCAUUAAAAUAAGUUGAUUUGAUGAAGUUUCGUUGUGUAAAAUAAAAAUAUAUAAACAAAAUAUCCCUUA
Messenger RNA from Scaptodrosophila lebanonensis, 329 nucleotides. Its product is annotated as MICOS complex subunit Mic10-like. Gene Ontology annotation, cellular component: MICOS complex; mitochondrial inner membrane; mitochondrion. Bases 65 to 271 code for a protein of 68 amino acids. The transcript has 2 exons. The record is from RefSeq and is a predicted model, not a curated record. NCBI's taxonomy places the organism in Eukaryota, Metazoa, Arthropoda, Insecta, Diptera, Drosophilidae.